This is a messenger RNA of Odobenus rosmarus divergens (Pacific walrus), 2092 nucleotides long. RefSeq names its product carbonic anhydrase VIII (gene CA8). Gene Ontology annotation, molecular function: carbonate dehydratase activity; zinc ion binding. NCBI's taxonomy places the organism in Eukaryota, Metazoa, Chordata, Mammalia, Carnivora, Odobenidae. Bases 81 to 953 code for a protein of 290 amino acids. The transcript has 9 exons. The record is from RefSeq and is a predicted model, not a curated record.
ACACUCCCACUCCUGUCCGCUUCCCUGCGGCCGCGCAGGCACCGCGGGCGAGAGCGCCGAGGGGACCCACGGCCUUUCCCAUGGCUGACCUGAGCUUCAUCGAAGAUUCCGUCGCCUUCCCGGAGAAGGAGGAGGAUGAAGAGGAAGAGGAGGAGGGGGUGGAGUGGGGCUACGAAGAAGGUGUUGAGUGGGGCUUGGUGUUUCCUGAUGCUAAUGGGGAAUACCAGUCUCCCAUUAACUUAAACUCAAGAGAAGCUAGAUAUGACCCCUCACUGCUGGAUGUCCGCCUCUCCCCAAAUUAUGUGGUCUGCCGAGACUGCGAAGUCACCAAUGACGGACAUACCAUUCAGGUUAUCCUGAAGUCAAAAUCAGUUCUGUCAGGAGGUCCAUUGCCUCAAGGGCAUGAAUUUGAACUGUAUGAAGUUAGAUUUCAUUGGGGGAGAGAAAACCAGCGUGGUUCUGAGCACACAGUUAAUUUCAAAGCUUUUCCCAUGGAGCUCCAUCUGAUCCACUGGAACUCCACCCUGUUUGGCAGUAUUGAUGAGGCCGUGGGGAAGCCACAUGGCAUUGCCAUCAUUGCUUUGUUUGUUCAGAUAGGAAAAGAGCACGUAGGCUUGAAGGCUGUGACUGAAAUCCUCCAGGAUAUCCAGUACAAGGGGAAGUCCAAAACAAUACCCUGCUUCAAUCCUAACACUUUAUUACCAGAUCCUUUGCUGCGGGAUUAUUGGGUGUAUGAAGGCUCUCUUACCAUUCCACCUUGCAGCGAAGGUGUUACCUGGAUAUUAUUCCGAUACCCUUUAACUAUAUCUCAGCUGCAGAUUGAAGAAUUUCGCAGGCUGAGGACACAUGUGAAGGGGGCAGAGCUCGUGGAAGGCUGUGAUGGGGUUUUGGGAGACAAUUUUAGACCCACUCAGCCACUUAGUGACAGAGUCAUUAGAGCCGCAUUUCAGUAGCCAGAGAGAAUGGGAACAAGACGGCCUUCAUCUGGGAGGAAGACAAUGAUCCUAUAGUGCCCUUCGAUGAGAAACGGAAACUUUUGAGCUGCAGCUACAGUUUAUCCUCAAAGCCUGCAUUGUUUGUCUUCAUCCAACCCAGCUUUGAUGGACAUCUGUGACAGUUGCCUCUACACAUGCUCUAAUGAAAUACUAGAAAUGGCUGUGCCUUCAAAAGAAACCCAAUAUUCUAUAUCCACACCACUGCUGCUAGGAUUCAGAUUUUUGCACAUACUGUUUAUUGCUUAUGUGUAGAAGAAAUGAAACUAGUUUUCAGAGUUGUUAUUAAUAUGAAUAUAUAUCAUGUAUUAAUACUGAGACAGGAAAAAUACACUCCCAGUGUUAGCGAUCCUUCAUUUCCUGUCUCCGAGAGAAAAUUCACUCAUUCAGAGAAUAACGUAAUUCUUGAUAAUAAAUAAGAGUUUUGAUCAGGAACAGCAUAUGCUUGAAAAUGGAAUGUGAAGGAUUAGUAAAAGUCAUAUCUCAUGUUGUUUUUCAGCCCUCAUGCCACAAUUAAUGUCAGGCUGGUUAUUAUGCAAAACAAUUUGGGAGUUAAUGCAAGAACAAAAUCACUUUAUAUAUUUCUCAAAGGAUCAAAUUGAAUGUAUGAAUCUAAUUGUAUUUAUUUGACAUAUUAGAAGCUCUGGUUUCCAGGAGUUUGAGAAAGGCAUAAAAAGGAUAAAAAGUAAGUGGGUACAACAUACCAGAAAAUAGCUUUAUUUUCCAUGAUAGAAACAUAAAUUUAAUAGUAUCCUAUAAUAACUUAGUGUUGUACAUUUUGUAAGACCUUAAAAUAUUUUAUUCUAUGGACUUUAGUAUGUUGAGACAUUGCUUUCCAAGAUAAUCAACAAUAUCUUUAUUUUAAUUAAAUUUUAAGUGCUACUGGCAAAUGUAAGCAUAUGCUUAGAAGCAGUUAGAUGUGACGGAAUGAGAUAAUUUAUGUAAAGCAGUAGAGUGCCUGGCACAAAGCAAGUACUUAAUAAAUGUUAUUUGUUGUUAUAAUUAUUGUAAAACCAAAGACUUCAUAGUCCUAAUUUGGAGGGAUUUGGGGAUGCACAAUGUCCAAGUUAGAAAUCAUACAGGUGCAAGAAGUAUGUGUU